AGCUGUGAAUUGUCAACCAUGGUACUGAAAUUUUCUCAUAUCAAAUUUGCAACUUUAAUCGAAUCUCUAUUUACAACUUAUUAAGUACUAGAUACACUUUUGCAGUGAACGUUUUUUUUUAAGAGUUAUGUAUGAUAAAAAUUUUAAAAAUCAAACGUUGCGGAUUUUUAAAAAUAACCUCUAUUUCCUUGUAUUCGGUUCUACAGAAUUUACAUAAUUUUCAUGUAUAUUAUGUGCAACUUUAUAUAGCGUUUUGAUAUUAUCUUUCAACCGAUAAAAAGGUUUUGUUAAAUACACAUUAUAGAAACAGAAAUCGUUCGAAAUAUAUAUCAUUGGAGUCUAAUCUCUUCGUAGUAGAGUUUCAGCGCUUUAUUUGUAAACAUAAGUAUAGUAGAAUAUAAUAAUGGAAUUGUCAAAAAAUAUCAUCGAAAGCCUUACCAAUAUUCUAAGCAUAAGUCAUAUUGCUGAAGAUGAUUUUCUACAAAUCUUAGAUACAACUACUUCUUACAUAUGUGAAAAUUCUACAGAAAUAAAAUGUAUUGCCAAAGCAGCGGAUUCAAAACCCGUGCUAGCAAAGAAGAUUUUUGCUGACAUGUUAUGCUUGUUCGUAGAAGCAGCCCGACACGAUUUCGAUGAGGAAAAAUUAAGUAAUUUCUUAUGUCAAACAUGUAUCGACGAACAGAGGAAAAAGAAAUUAUGCGAAGCAUAUGUUAAUAAUAAGAAAACAAUACAAUCUCAGUUGGAAUUAACUGGUAAUAACCCACCACAUGUCAUUGAUGUAGAUUGGCAUCUAGAUUAUCGUAUAAAGUUGGACACAUGCAAUUUACUGGGUGUUCCUUUUUAUCAUGUGCGACUUAUCACUAAAAAACAUGAAACGAUAAGUCAUGUAACAUUCUCGUGUACGAUACAACAGCUGCAAGAAUUAAUAUUUAAGCUUAAAGAUGCCGUCAGAUACUCAGAGAAACUAACUAAUGUUUAGCUAUACCUUUCAGUUAUUGGUAUAUUUAAGUAUAGCGUUACUACACAUGAAUAAUUUAAUAUUUCAUUGCAAUUAUUUUUAUAGAAGUAUUGUAUGUAGUUUAAAGAAAUAAUUGUUAACAACUUAUCACAUUAAUA
Molecule: messenger RNA, 1116 nt
Organism: Colletes gigas
Lineage: Eukaryota; Metazoa; Arthropoda; Insecta; Hymenoptera; Colletidae
Product: COMM domain-containing protein 3-like
Exons: 3
Coding region: 404-979 (191 amino acids)
Biological process (GO): sodium ion transport
Source: RefSeq, a predicted model, not a curated record